UUACUCAUCGCGGUGGUUUCCUCGCCGCCUCAUUUGCUUCCAAUUGCUUUUAGUUGGACCGCUUGACGGCACUACACUUCAGUUUCGUUUUAAAGCGCAAGCCGAUCGUUUGCUUUUAAUUUGCGAGUGAGUGGGUGAAAAUAAUCACGAUGAAGUCCUUUUCGCUGUUCGCCGUGCUGUUGCUGGCGCUGGCUGCAUUCGCCACGCUGACGCAGGCCUCGUUCUGUCCUUGCGAUCUCACGCAGAAAGGACAAAUAUGCGGCUCCAACGGCAUUACGUACAAAAAUCGUUGCGAAUUCGAGUGCACACAAAAAGACUACAAAAAGCUGGGCCGCACGUUGAACAUUGCCAAGACGGGUCCCUGCUAGGCGCCACUUAUUUUGGGGUUGGCGAGAGGUGUGGCGCGGUGAAAGGCAGUUGGUUACAGUUGGAUACAGGUGGAAUUGGCAGCUGACAGCAGCGUUGGGCGGGAGUGCGGUUUGGUGUAUGGUGGCAGGAAGUCUACAGGAAGCAUUGGUGUUUUUACGGGAAAUUGAGUGAAAGAAAGGUGUGCGCUACACAUUACAUACACACAUAUGUUACAUUGUUCGCCAGUAAAGUGGUGCUCACAUAUACUCAUAUAUAGUAUGCACAUGUAGUUUUAGAUAUCUUCAGAUUUCGUGCACUUUUCGUGUUUAUAUUAUCAAUUAUAAAUGGGCUAAUAAAUAAUUACUAAACGAA
This is a messenger RNA of Bactrocera dorsalis (oriental fruit fly), 720 nucleotides long. RefSeq names its product agrin-like. Bases 150 to 368 code for a protein of 72 amino acids. Gene Ontology annotation, molecular function: protein binding. NCBI's taxonomy places the organism in Eukaryota, Metazoa, Arthropoda, Insecta, Diptera, Tephritidae. The record is from RefSeq and is a predicted model, not a curated record. The transcript is spliced from 2 exons.